Molecule: messenger RNA, 2253 nt
Organism: Aureobasidium uvarum
Lineage: Eukaryota; Fungi; Ascomycota; Dothideomycetes; Dothideales; Saccotheciaceae
Source: the annotation of a GenBank genome assembly
AUGUCCUGGGCANCAUCUUAUAUCUCGUUUGCCCGCUUCGCUUCCGACCCUUUGCUCUUGCUGAUUUACGUAGAUGAUGGUACCAUGGUUUCUGCACGGGUCGCUAAUGGCAGGUUGUCGGUGGUGCCUAAUGCCAACUCAUACUUCUACGAGACAUUCACCUGUCAAGCUGCCUCGUCCAAUGGCUACCACGCUAUCAUUUUUCCUCUCAAAGGUCCUGCUGGAGGAUCCUUCACACUCGAGAUUCAGACUAAGAACACAUGUUCUGCCGAAGCCUACCAGAGCUACUUCUACUACGUAUCCGACCUGACCGGCAUAACUCAGACCGUCACUGUGCCGCUGUCUUCUUUCCCUGGUGCGAACUCCAAUGCUAUCACGAGUCUUGUCUGGAGUGGGUUCUCUGGCUUGUCGACCACCUGGGAGUUUGGCAAGAUCCAAUUCGCAUGCGACUCUGUCACUGGCUCCAGUCCUACUUCUCGGUCUAGCGGCGUCACCUCCCGAACCACUUCUCUCUUGACUGUACCUAGCAGUGCUCCAGCUCCUACCGGUCAAUGUACCAGUCUUCUAAUUGAUGACUGGACUUCGCAAUCUCGUUUGACUUUCUUGUAUUACAACGCCUUGCUGAAUCCCAGCUCAGACGAAGGAACUAUGGCAUCUUUUAUCGUCAAUCCGACCAAGAACAGAGUGACAUACAGUCCCAAGGAUUCCAGUGGCUACUUCUACACACAGCUUGGUUGUACCAGCGCCAAAGACCGCUUCGGCGGCAUCUCAAUGCUGCUUAGUGCUCCUGCAGAGACAAGACUUUCUGUCGAGCUCGGCGCUGGGUGCAAUGGCGAGAGCGACAAGCAGACGACCCUUUCAAGCAGCGAUCUUGGAUGGGUCUUCGAUGGGACUGAGAAGCUCUACAAUAUACCUUUCAGCAAGUUCAGUGGCGUGGACAUUUCAAAAGUCGCAACACUGCUGUUUUCUCAGCUGACUUCGCCUGUCACUUUUGGGCCUGUGGCUUUUUACUGUGGCAACACUCCCACAGAGUAUAUUUCCAGCAUCUCCAUGGCUCCUAGUGGUCCCUCCUCGACGGUCCCGGCACCAGCGACUACAGCAUCUGCACUUAUCAUAGACACUUUCGGAAGUCAAGAGAGCAAUGCACUUGGCAAUUGGCAUGGCGCUGACGGAGGCAUGACUUUGAUUUGGGGGACAAACAGAUUGACCAUCCAGUCCAACGACGCAGACUAUGCCUUCUACACUCAACUAUCUGGUGGUUGUCGCAACAUGACCGUGUACGAUCGAAGCUACCUCCACGUUGCCUAUACCGGCACCAAUGCUUUUACUAUCGCUCUGCAGCAGCACAAUCCUGCCUGUGACGAAACUAUAGCGCCUUAUCCUGAGAUGUGGAAUCCAUUUGAAGCUGCCCGUUAUGCCACUGCCACAGACGUUUAUAUCCCCAUGAACCACUUCAACAUUAACAAAAGUCGUGCUAUCGGCUUUGCUCUCAAGGGGUUUUACAAAGCUGAUCCUGUUACUCUGACCAAGAUCGAGAUUGUCAAAUCCGUUCCAGUAACCUUCAAGGUGCCCAGCAAGCUUGCAUCCGGCAACCUCAUCUUUGCAUGCAAACGACCCAACAGUUUCGCGUUUGCCAUCGACGACGGCUCUCCUGAGUACACGCAAGAAGUCCUCAGCAUCAUCAAAGAGGAAAACAUCAAAGUGACGUUCUUCACCGUCGGCGCACCUCUUCUCGAUCCCAGCACGAAGCUCUCCAAUGUACACAACGAGAUGGUAUCAGCCGGUCAUCAAGUCGCUUUGCACUCCUACACACAUCCAAAGAUGGAGAGUCUACCCGAUUACGCAGUCAUCAAUUGGGAGUAUACCNAAAACAUCGCCGCUGUCAAAAAAAUACUGCCUCGUGUAGGCAAUACACGCUACUUCCGACCUCCGUUUGGCAAUGAGGGUGCGAGGACGCGGCGGCGCUUGGCCGUAGCUACUGGAUCUGAUGAGCCAUACAUUGUCAACUGGAGCGUCGAUGUUGAGGACUGGCUGUGGGCUGAGACAGACACGCCAGAGAAACAACUCGAUGCCUUCAAAGGCGAUGUUGCAAAGGGCGGCAAUCUGGUUGUCAUGCACUACUUGUACCCAAGCACUGUGGGCUACCUUCGCCAGUUCAUACAGAUAGCCAAGGCGACGGGUAAGCAGUUGAUGCGUGUUGAUCAGUGUAUGGAGGAUCCUGCUGGACCUCCGUUGUCGGGGAAUGGUGCAUGA